AUGAAGCGCAAAUUGGACGAGAACGACGUCCCUGUACCAGAAGCUACAACAAACAGUCAGAAUGACAAGUUGUCCUUCGAAUCCCUCGGCCUCGAUCCUCGCCUCCUACAGGCAAUUGCGAAAUCCCAGUUCUCAACUCCUACUCCAGUCCAAGCAAAGGCUAUUCCCUUAGCUCUCGAAGGGAAAGACAUACUGGCUAAAUCCAAGACGGGUUCUGGGAAGACUGCCGCUUAUGUUCUGCCUACUUUGCAGUCCAUCCUUCGACGAAAGGCCUCUGCCCCCAAGAAGAAGAUUACAACCACUCUGGUACUUGUACCCACACGAGAGCUGGCAGAUCAGGUCUCCAAAGCCUAUACUGCAUUCGUUGCAUUCUGCUCAAAGGAGGUCCAGAUCUUAAAUCUCACGCAACGAGUUGCCGAUGCUGUAUUGAAUGCCGUGCUACAAGACUCGCCAGAUGUGAUUGUUUCAACACCUGCACGAGUUAGCCAGUACCUGAACUCUGCCCGACUGACUCUUGAUGGUAUCAACCAUCUUAUCAUUGAUGAGGCAGACAUCGUGCUGUCUUAUGGAUAUGAGGAGGAUAUCAACGCAAUAGCGAAGGUCAUGCCACGUGGGGUCCAGACAUUCCUGAUCAGUGCAACUCUGACACCGGAAGUCGAUGAGCUCAAAAGUUUGUUCUGCCGUGAUGCAGAGAUUGUGAAGAUUGACGAUAAGGAGGAAAGGGGUGAAAGUGUCACGCAAUAUGUGGUCCGCUGUGGAGAGGACGAUAAAUUUCUACUCAUUUUCAUCGUCUUUAAGCUGCACUUGGUCAAGGGCAAAUCUCUGAUUUUUGUCGAUGAUGUCGAUCGAAGCUAUCGCCUGAAACUAUAUCUGGAACAAUUUGGCAUCAAGUCAUGUGUUCUGAAUGCAGAGCUACCGGUCAAUUCCAGGCUGCACGCGGUCCAGGAAUUCAAUAAAGGGUUCUACGACAUCCUCAUCGCAGCUGAUGAUCAGGAGGUUCUCGGAGGAAUCUUGAAACGAAGGAAGUCCAAGGCUCAACAAGACGAAGAUCACCAGAUUAGUGAUGAGGAUGACGAGGACGAGAACGACCAAAUGCCUUCUAAGAAGACGAAAGUGGCAAAGAACGAGAAAGAUUAUGGCGUUUCGCGAGGAAUUGACUUCCAGAAUGUCGCUUGUGUGAUCAACUUCGAUCUUCCCCAUACCUCAAAAUCGUAUACACACCGCAUCGGGAGAACUGCCAGAGCUGGAAAGGCCGGCAUGGCAUUAUCCUUCGUCAUUCCCAAAGAUCUAUAUGGCAAGAAUCGGCAUACGAGCAUCUCAUCAGCGAAGCACGACGAGCGAGUUCUGGAGAAAAUUAUCGCCCGCCAAAAAAAGAAAGGCAACGAAGUCAAACCCUACCACUUUGACAUGAGCCAAGUUGACGCCUUCCGAUACCGCAUGAACGAUGCAUUGCGAGCAGUCACCAGAGUCGCCGUCCACGAAGCAAGGGCGCGGGAAAUAAAACAAGAAUUGAUCAAGAGCGAAAAACUGCGUAAGCAUUUCGAGGACAACCCAGACGAUCUCCGACACCUGAGACACGAUGGAGAACAUGGCGGGAUUGUGCGCCAUCAGGCUCAUCUCAAGCAUGUGCCUGACUAUCUGAUGCCUGCCCAGGGAAGGAAGGGACUUAGUGCGGAUGAGGUGGGAUUCGUCGGUUUCAGGAAAGUAGAUGGCAAGGACAAACGGAAGGACCAGAAGAGACGAGGGAAGACGACGAGGAAGGGCCGUGGCGCAGGUAGACCGAAGGGAAGAGUCGACCCGCUCAAAUCGUUCAGUGCAAAGAGGAAGCGUUAG
Molecule: messenger RNA, 1833 nt
Organism: Exophiala aquamarina CBS 119918
Lineage: Eukaryota; Fungi; Ascomycota; Eurotiomycetes; Chaetothyriales; Herpotrichiellaceae
Product: ATP-dependent RNA helicase dbp9
Exons: 1
Coding region: 1-1833 (610 amino acids)
Cellular component (GO): nucleolus
Molecular function (GO): RNA helicase activity; nucleic acid binding; ATP binding
Source: RefSeq, a predicted model, not a curated record